AUGGAGCCUUUGCAGGUGGGUGAGCCUAGUUAUGUGAGCUACAACAAUUAUCUGUACGAGAUUGCAGCACUCAUCCUUGAAUUGCACGAGAGAGCAAUAAAGUGCAAUACAGAGUUCACGAGGUACGAACAGGUCAUGUCCAUUGAUGCUCGAAUGCGUGAAAUAGCUAUUCAAGCGCGACCUCGUUAUUUCGAUGUGACUGUGCCACUGGAUCGUGACUGGCCAUGGUUCAUUCCGUGGGCUAGAAGAAGUCUGACAAUUUGUUUCGCGCACAAAGUUAUUAUCAUUCAUCGUUCUUUCCUGGCACGCAGUUUUGAGAACGCGACAUUCAGCUUCUCAAGGAGAACCUGCAUUGCUGCGGCCAAAACGAUACUCAAUGAAGCCAAUCAGCAACAAGAUGUAAAUGAACCAGUCAUCUGGAUUGAUCAGGCAUUCUGCAUAGCCGCAGCAAUCACCCUUUCCGUCGAUGCCAUUCAUCGACAUCCACACGAGCUCGAGUUGAAAGUACACCGCAAGCUCGUUCAUGGAUGUAUUAAUAGGCUCCGUGAGUACCACAACAGCCCAUUGGCUGAGCGAGGUAUUCGACUGCUGGGUGUGUUGUUGCUGAUUUCCGACCCCACACGAGCAACAAACACAAUUUUGCAGAGGACGAGACUUGAGGUUGACAUUUCCAAGACCUUGGCUUACGCUUAUCGUGGCCCCUCAAACGAUACUGUUCAUCUGGACGCGUUUCUCAGCCCGAUUUGCCCAGACUCUGCAAGGUCUGGCGACAAUGUGGACAAUGAGAUGAGGACGCAAUACCACGUGGAUGCAGCGGACCUUGUCGAAAAUAGCGUGCCUGAAUUGUUUCCAGCUCAAUCGGGUUUCUCAAAUGCCUUUAUCUUUGAAGAGCUUCUAGCCCGAAUCUAG
Lithohypha guttulata is the source of this 909-nucleotide messenger RNA. RefSeq lists its product as uncharacterized. The transcript is spliced from 2 exons. The coding region runs from base 1 to 909 and encodes 302 amino acids. NCBI's taxonomy places the organism in Eukaryota, Fungi, Ascomycota, Eurotiomycetes, Chaetothyriales, Trichomeriaceae. The record is from RefSeq and is a predicted model, not a curated record.